Molecule: messenger RNA, 1444 nt
Organism: Ceratotherium simum simum (southern white rhinoceros)
Lineage: Eukaryota; Metazoa; Chordata; Mammalia; Perissodactyla; Rhinocerotidae
Gene: SULT4A1
Product: sulfotransferase family 4A member 1
Molecular function (GO): sulfotransferase activity
Source: RefSeq, a predicted model, not a curated record
CGGCGGCGGCAUGGCGGAGAGCGAGGCCGAGACCCCCAGCACCCCGGGCGAGUUCGAGAGCAAGUACUUCGAGUUCCACGGCGUGCGGCUGCCGCCCUUCUGCCGCGGGAAGAUGGAGGAGAUCGCCAACUUCCCGGUGCGGCCCAGCGACGUGUGGAUCGUCACCUACCCCAAGUCCGGCACGAGCUUGCUGCAGGAGGUGGUCUACUUGGUGAGCCAGGGGGCCGACCCCGACGAGAUCGGCCUGAUGAACAUCGACGAGCAGCUCCCGGUCUUGGAGUACCCGCAGCCGGGCCUGGACGUCAUCAAGGAGCUGACCUCUCCCCGCCUCAUCAAAAGCCACCUCCCCUACCGCUUCCUGCCCUCCGACCUCCACAAUGGUGAUUCCAAGGUCAUAUACAUGGCUCGGAACCCCAAGGACCUGGUGGUGUCCUAUUACCAGUUCCACCGCUCCCUGCGGACCAUGAGCUACCGGGGCACUUUCCAGGAGUUCUGCCGGCGGUUCAUGAACGACAAGCUAGGCUACGGCUCCUGGUUCGAGCACGUGCAGGAAUUCUGGGAGCACCGCCUGGACUCGAACGUGCUUUUCCUCAAGUAUGAAGACAUGCACCGGGACCUGGUGACAAUGGUGGAGCAGCUGGCCAGAUUCCUGGGGGUGUCCUGUGACAAGACCCAGCUGGAGUCCCUGAUCGAGCACUGCCACCAGCUGGUGGACCAGUGCUGCAACGCCGAGGCCCUGCCCGUGGGCCGGGGAAGAGUUGGGCUGUGGAAGGACAUCUUCACCGUCUCCAUGAAUGAGAAGUUUGACUUGGUGUAUAAACAGAAGAUGGGGAAGUGCGACCUCACGUUUGACUUUUAUUUAUAAUGACGGCAACAGCAAACCUGCAUGCUCACAAUACCCGACCCUCUCCUAGCUAACGUCCUGUAGGCACACACCUGUUACUCGCUGGACAAACUCCGGAAGCAGUCAGUGUAAGACCAAGGGAGGGAGGGAAACAGCGGAGAAGCUGGAGGAAGUGGGAUGGUUUCCAGUCCAGAGCAGCUGUCUCGCCUUUGCAAUUUGAAGUCUCUCCAUGUCUGGUUACCAACGUGGUAAAGAUAGCAGUCCUGAGGGCCUGUACCAUAGUAGAGAGUCUGUAACAUAUGCGACUAGAGUGUCUGCCUUGUACACCCCCACAUUAUUCACUGUAUUUUAUAGAGCUUUUCACUGGAAAUCUAAAUAAAUGUCAGUAAACCAAAUAAAAGUUCAUUUCCGAGGGGACUCAGGAGCGAGCCACGCCCGGAUGGUAGAAAGAUCUCAGGGUUGACUCUUUAUUUUUGUAUUUUUGUUUUGUACGGCACAGCCAUGAGGUCCUCACCUGGUUCUGAGAUGAAGGUGAGGGCAGAGGAUGAGUUGAGGUGUGGGGGGGAACCUGUUCCUUCCGAUGGAGUUCAGUUCUUUGUA